Ilex paraguariensis (yerba mate) is the source of this 882-nucleotide messenger RNA. Lineage: Eukaryota; Viridiplantae; Streptophyta; Magnoliopsida; Aquifoliales; Aquifoliaceae. The record is from the annotation of a GenBank genome assembly.
AUGGUUACACCAUUGGAUUCGUCCAACACUGACCCAUAUGGAUAUAGUGUGAGUUCACCAUUCAAUCUGCCCCCUUACGAUUCACUUGCUCCAAUUCCCUUGCCCGAAAAUACCCCUCCAUUUUGUGAAUAUCCACCAUCUACCCCACAAUCCCCUUCUACAAUUCUUCCAUCCCCUAUAGGAGGAUAUACACCAUCAACCCCAUCCCUACCGUAUGCACCAUUUACCCCUCAAACCCCUUCUACAAGCGUUCCAUCGCCUACAGGAGGAUACACACCAUUGCCUCCGUCCCUACCACCUUCUUCUACACCAAUAUUACCCAUCCAAAACCCACCUCCAAGUCCAUCUGAAUAUGUUCCAUCUCCAAAUACCCCAGAAAUUGUUCCUAGCCCGCCUAGUUACAUCCCAAGUCCACCAGAAUAUGUACCCAGUCCACUCAUCUAUAUUCCAAGCCCACCUAAUUACGAGCCUAGUCCACCAAGUUAUGUACCAAGCCCAACUACUAAUAUUCCCACCCCACCUGGGAUUGUAACUAGCCCACCAGUGUUUCAGCCACCUGUUGUGUUCCCGCCACCCACUGUGCCACCACCUCCAUAUCAUGGCCCACCCACGACGCUGUGGUGCGUGGCCAAGCCAUCCGUGCCUGACCCAAUAAUUCGAGAAGCAAUGAACUAUGCUUGUGGAUCUGGAGCAGAUUGUGAUCAAAUUCAGGAAAAUGGGUCAUGCUUUGAGCCCAAUACACUGUUUGCGCAUGCCUCCUAUGCCUUCAACAGCUACUGGCAAAGAACCAAGGUGGCCGGAGGAACAUGCGAGUUUGGAGGAACAGCUAUGCUGGUCACUGUGGAUCCAAGUUAUGAUGGUUGUCAUUUUAUCUACAACUGA